Molecule: messenger RNA, 1167 nt
Organism: Linum tenue
Lineage: Eukaryota; Viridiplantae; Streptophyta; Magnoliopsida; Malpighiales; Linaceae
Source: the annotation of a GenBank genome assembly
AUGUGCGUAGAUGGGUUUAGAAAGUUUAUGAACAAUGAAGGGAAGUUCGAGCAGUGGUUGGCGACGGAUGAGCAAGGAUUGUUGAGCUUGUACGAAGCAGCACACAUUGCAUUCAAUGGAGAGGACAUAUUGGAUGAAGCCCUAAGUUUUGCGACGAAGAGCCUUAAAUCAAUGAUGCAAGACAAGAAGAUCAACGCUUCAUUCCAAAAGCAAAUUGAUUUUGCCUUUCGCGUUCCCGCUUGGAAAUGUGUACCAAGGUCACUUGCUAGGCACUCCAUCGAUUUCUACUCUGAUCAUCAUGACACUUCUCUUCAAAAUCAAAAGCUUCUCAUGUUUGCAAAGUUGGACUUCAACAUGGUCCAAAAGUUCCAUCAACAAGAGCUCCAGGAACUCGCUAAGUGGUGGGGAAGCAUUUAUGAGGCGACCGACUUUCCAUAUGUAAGAGACAGACUUGUGGAGAGUUACUACGGCAUUAAUUCUAUUUUCUUCGAGCCCAAAUAUCGGUUGGGAAGGAUUAUAGCCACCAAAUUCUGGUUAGUUAUAACAAUUUUGGACGACACUUAUGAUAACUAUGCUACUUAUGAAGAGGUUCGGUCCCUCACAGAAGCCAUUGAUGUAUUGCAGCUCAAAAGACUAAUCCAUUCAUACUUGGGUGAGGUUGAGUGUCGAAAUGAAGGCCGGGUUCCGACACUAGAAGAGUACAUGAUCCACGGAUAUGGCAGCAGCGGUAUCCCUGUACUCUGCGCAUCUGCUAUGCUUGGUAUGGGAGCAGAAGUAGCUACAAGGGAGGCUUUUGAGUGGGUAGCUAAUGAGCCUAAAAUGAUGAAAGCCACUGCAGUUAUCGGUAGAUUUCGAGAUGACAUUUUCACUCACAAGUUUGAACAAGAGAGAGGGCAUUCAGCUUCAGCUGUGGAAUGCUAUAUGGAGGAGUACAAAGCAUCGGAGGAAGAAGCGGUUGAAUUCCUAUGGAAGAAGAUUUCUAAUGCUUGGAAAGAUGUUGCCGAAGAGUGUCAAAAACCAAGUCUAUUUCCAGUAGCUAUCACAGAGUGUGUCCUCAACUUGGCACGUCUGGUCGGUGUGUUAUAUGAGAAUGGUGAUUGCUUCACCAACCCCCACCUUAUAAAAGAUCAUCUCAAGUCACUGUUCAUUGAUCCUGUGCCUCUUUAA